CCGAUAAUACAUCCCGUCGAUUGGAUCGAGAGAAAGCUGGAGGCAGGUUGUCAUCCCGACUGGAUGUAGAAUCAUUUUCCCAGUUUUGUGAGGAAGAAUCGGAUAAAAUGCCGUCGCUUUUAUUCUGUGGGCCCAAGUUGGCCGCAUGUGGAAUCGUGUUAAGCAUCUGGGGUGUCAUUAUGCUGUCAAUGUUGGGAAUUUUCUUCAGUGCAAAAUCUGCUGUGCUGAUCGAAGAUGUUCCAUUUACUGAGGAAGACAUCCGUGAUGACAAGAAUCCACCGCAGACCAUUUACGGACUCUACAACCAAGUCGGCAUCAACUGCUUUAUUGCUGCUGCCAUCUAUGUAGGUGUCGGCGCAGUGUCUCUCUGUCAGGUUCGCCUUAACAAGCGCCAGGAGUACAUGGUCACAUAAACCCAAACAAUUUCAAAUUCAACAGCAAUUAUUUGUAAUUAUUUAUUUUUAAAAGACUUCUCAGUGAUCUAGGAGCAAAGUUUGUUCUGUUACAUUGUCUGAAUUGGAUAUAUUUGGCAGUUCGUCUUCAGGACAAAAUCUAAACACAAGAUAUAUUGAUAGUGUAAUGAAUACAAAGUGAAAUAAUCAUGAGAAACGGUACAUAUGCACUGAUACAUGCAGUGUGCAUAUAUACGCAUGCUAUGUAUUAUAUAUUUUCCAGAAAUAUUCAGAUCUUUGGCUCCACACUCCCUAUGAUAUAAAUAAACAAAACAAGCAGAAAGUCUUUAACAGUUGUCUUCUGAUGAACCUAAAAAACACUAUGAGUCCAUAUGAUAGUAGCUGGUGUUCAUGUAGAAUGUGUGAAUGUUUUUACUUUUUUUAUUUCGAUGUUUAAAUGUUUGUAUGGUAAUAUAAAUGUCUGUUGUUUUACUGGAGUACAUCCUACAACCCUUGUGCUGUAUACUUGAUAUUAUCACAACUGUGAUGAACAAGAUAUGUGAAUGAAGAGUCUCACGUUUCCUUCAAUAAAAUACUAGUGAAAAAAUA
This is a messenger RNA of Cyprinus carpio (common carp), 1001 nucleotides long. RefSeq names its product ribonuclease, RNase K b (gene rnasekb). NCBI's taxonomy places the organism in Eukaryota, Metazoa, Chordata, Actinopteri, Cypriniformes, Cyprinidae. Gene Ontology annotation, molecular function: RNA endonuclease activity. The record is from RefSeq and is a predicted model, not a curated record.